Messenger RNA from Aspergillus affinis, 870 nucleotides. RefSeq lists its product as uncharacterized. The record is from RefSeq and is a predicted model, not a curated record. The transcript is spliced from 3 exons. Lineage: Eukaryota; Fungi; Ascomycota; Eurotiomycetes; Eurotiales; Aspergillaceae. Bases 1 to 870 code for a protein of 289 amino acids.
AUGACGCUCGAGGAAGUUGGGAAGAUCUUCGAGGAGGAAAGCAGAGCCUCAAAGCCGCUGAUCCCAACUAAUAUGGUAUCGCAACCGCCCAAGUUGUUGUCGACAAGUGUACCGAGAUCCUCAAAUUGCUCGGCAGAAUGGUCGACAAGCAAUGCCAUUCACGAGUCGGACCAGCAAGAACUCGUUAAAGAAUUGAUCGACGAACGCGUCGCAGUCUACCAUAAGGAUCACCAGGCUGACCAUACGAUCCAAUAUAAUUUCAAAAGCGGUACAAAUGACCUUUCAAUUCAUCCCUCCCUUUCACUUCUACACCGCACAAGGCUCUCGACUCCGACAGACCCAGAAGCUCUCACACAAAAGACGACCCCCCCCUCCACUCUCGCGACAGUACAUUCACCCCGGGCGAACCCCCCGUCAACGAACGGGUCGGUUCAGUCCAAAAAGCAAUCCACCUCCGGAGGGGAGAAGGACUGCGAAUCCAUCGACAUUUCUUACUGCUCCGCGUUAUACUUAGUCUGCUGCCCCUGCCUUGGUCGUCGCGAAACGGCCCGCUAUUCAUCGUCCGAAGGGGCCGAGCGUCAUCCAUUCUCCCGUUUACAGCAUAUCGACAUUUCACCGGCCGCAUAUUCUUAUGGAACUGAGUCGAGACCACCGGUGUAUACGCAUGGUCGCAACGCAACCCGCCAUUCUCUGCUCUGCGAGCCUGGGGGUUUACGUCCACUAGGCACGUCCUAUUCGUGGAACCCAGCGUGGGACUUGGAAGAGUGCCUGUCGCGUCCUUAUGCACUGGGAGAGGAUGCUCAGGACCUUGAACGGUUGCUUCAUUUGUGGACGACAUUGUAUGAUGCGUCCGCAACCACAAAGAUAUAG